Eutrema salsugineum is the source of this 3055-nucleotide messenger RNA. RefSeq lists its product as uncharacterized. The transcript has 24 exons. Lineage: Eukaryota; Viridiplantae; Streptophyta; Magnoliopsida; Brassicales; Brassicaceae. The record is from RefSeq and is a predicted model, not a curated record. Gene Ontology annotation, molecular function: metal ion binding; D-alanine-D-alanine ligase activity; ATP binding. The coding region runs from base 58 to 2901 and encodes 947 amino acids. Gene Ontology annotation, cellular component: chloroplast. Gene Ontology annotation, biological process: peptidoglycan biosynthetic process.
UUUUAUUGUCGUCAAGAUUCUUUGUACGGAGAAUUAGAAGUUUCUUUUUCGUGAAAUAUGGCGUCCAUGGCGAUCGGCGUCAGCUUGUCGAUGAUGACAAGCGGGAUAGGAGUAGGAGACGAUGUUGCUCGAGUAGCGAGGACACUGAAGCUGAAUCAUAAAAAGUCACGGAGCGAGAGUACACGCAGGUUUUUGAGUAUGAAGAGACGUCGUGGCUCAGGAGCUAUACGAACCGUCUCGAAGUCGGUCGUUGCUGACGGAGACGGAGAAGAGAAGAAGACUCAGAAGAAUCUGAGAGUUGGACUCAUUUGCGGAGGUCCGUCGGCGGAGCGCGGGAUUUCACUCAACUCUGCUAGAUCAGUUCUCGAUCAUAUUCAGGGUAACGGUAUAAGCGUGAGCUGCUAUUAUAUAGAUCCUGAUCUCAGAGCUUUUGCAAUUUCCCCCGCUCAGCUGUACUCGAAUACUCCGUCAGAUUUUGAUUUCAAGCUCGGGAGUCUUGCACAGGGAUUCUCUUCAUUAUCAGCAUUGGCCGAGCACCUUGUCUCCGCUGUGGACAUUGUCUUCCCUGUCAUUCAUGGUCGAUUUGGUGAAGAUGGGUGUAUUCAGGAGCUGUUGGAGAGUCAUAACAUUCCAUUUGUUGGUACCGGAUCCCGUGAAUGCCGCCGAGCCUUUGACAAGUAUGAAGCCUCUUUGGAGCUCAAGGAACAUGGGUUCAUGUCAGUACCAAACUACUUGGUGCAGGGAACUGAAGUAGACGAAAGUAAAUUAGCACAGUGGUUUACAGAUAACCAGCUGGACCUCGAGGUGGGAAAAGUCGUGGUAAGCAUCCGGGUAAAACCAGCUAGAGCAGGAUCAAGCAUUGGUGUCAAGGUUGCUUUUGGCGUUAAUGAUUCAGUUAACAAGGCUAUUGAGCUUAUUCUUGAGGAAAUUGAUGAUAGGGUUGUUGUUGAGGUGUUUAUUGAAAAUGCAUAUGAGUUCACUGCCAUCGUCCUGGAUGUGGGAUCUGGUUCUGAUUGCCAUCCUGUUGUGCUGUUGCCCUCUGAGGUGCAACUUGAGUUCCAUGGCAGUGGUGAUCCGAAGGAAGAUGUUAUCUUCGACUACCGGAGGAAGUAUCUGCCGACACAACAGGUCACUUAUCACACUCCUCCUCGUUUCCCUAUCGAUGUUAUCAAAAGUAUCCGUGAAGAGGCCUGUCUUCUAUUUGAAAAGCUAGGUCUUCGUGAUUUUGCUCGCAUCGACGGAUGGUAUUUGACUCCCACUUCAAAUUUAUCAUCAGCUGCAGAUGAAACGAUUGGAGGACGCAAGUUAGGGGAUAUUAUGUUCACUGACAUCAACCUGAUAAGUGGUAUGGAGCAAACUAGCUUUCUCUUCCAGCAGGCUUCUAAGGUGGGGUUUUCUCAUUCAAACAUUUUGCGAACAGUCAUCCACCGUGCUAGCUCAAGGUUUCCCCAUCUUACUUGCUAUAAUUAUGGGUCUAGUCAUUUACUCCAAGGGUCAACAACCCUGGAAACCUCCGGGGACAUCCAGAAAGUGUUUGUCAUAUUUGGAGGAGACACUUCAGAGCGGCAGGUCUCCGUCAUGAGUGGAACAAAUAUCUGGAUUAAUUUGCAAAGAUUUAUCGAUCUCAAAGUAACCCCCUGCUUGCUUUCCCCAUCACGUAGCAACUCGUCGGGUGCAUUUCGGGACAAAACUGAAUCUGAUUUGGACAGCAGAGAAGUCUGGUUAUUACCCUACUCUGUUGUUCUAAGGCACACUGCUGAGGAAAUUCGUGCAGCGUGCUUGGAAGCAAUUGAGCCUGAUCGGGCUCUAUUUACAUCUUUACUGCAGAAGCAAGUGAUGGAGGAUCUUAUGGAUGGUUUGAAGAAUCAAAGCUGGUUUGCAGGGUUUGAUGUAACAGACGGAGUGCCCAUGAAAUUUUCGUUGAAAGACUGGAUCAAGCUCGCCAAGGAAGCUCAAGCAAUCGUUUUCAUUGCAGUGCAUGGAGGAAUUGGGGAAAAUGGUACGCUUCAGGCCUUACUGGAGGAUGAAGGAGUUGCUUACACAGGUCCAGGCGUACUAGCUUCAAGGACUUGCAUGGACAAGGUUAUGACAUCUCAGGCUCUUAGUCAUCUUUCAGAGUUUGGAGUUCAUACCAUAAGCAAAGAUGUGAAGAGAACAGAGGAUAUAAUGCAUGAGACCGUCUCAAACAUUUGGGAUGAAUUGAUCACCAUGUUUCGGUGUCUGACCCUGUGUGUUAAACCAGCAAGGGAUGGAUGCUCCACUGGUGUUGCAAGAUUAUGUUGCUCUGAAGACCUUGCUGUAUAUGUACAAGCUUUGAAAGAUUGUCUACCAAGGAUUCCUCCAAAUACUCUUUCUAAGGCUCAUGGAAUGAUUGAGAUGCCAAAUCCUAUCCCCGAGCUAUUGAUUUUUGAACCAUUUGUUGAGACCGAUGAAAUCAUAGUUUCAUCAAAAGCCAAACAGCAGCUCUCUUGGAAAGGUAGGAGGCGGUGGGUAGAGAUAACCGUGGGUGUAAUCGGAAAGCGUGGGUCAAUGCAUUCACUGAGUCCUAGUCUUACUGUCAAGGAAAGUGGCGAUAUAUUGUCACUCGAGGAGAAGUUCCAAGGCGGCACUGGCAUAAACCUUACUCCGCCUCCACCAACAAUCAUGAGCAAGGAUGCUUUGGAAAGAUGCAAACAAGGCAUUGAGCUGAUUGCUGAAACUCUUGGGUUAGAGGGGUUUUCACGGAUCGAUGCUUUUGUGCACGUUGAAACCGGAGAGUUGCUAGUUAUAGAGGUGAACACAGUUCCCGGAAUGACUCCUUCCACUGUAUUAAUCCAACAGGCAUUAGCAGAGCAGCCGCCAAUGUACCCUCCUCAAUUCUUUCGCACACUACUCCAUCUUGCUACACACAGAGUCGAGUAAGAUCUUCUUUAUUCUAUUUUGUUCCUUUUUUCCCAAGUUUAAUAAGAAAAAUCAUUGUUGUAAAUCCGCUGUCUUCAUCAUUUUAUUAAAAUUUAAAAUUUAAAAUGUGUAUAGUGUAAUUACCUUGGAAUGUGCAGUAUUGUAUCAUACGUCA